UUUCAUUUUUAUCAUUAUCAAAUCAUAAAACUACACCAUAAACAAUCAAAAUAAACAUAAUUUUGUUAAUAACCGUACCAUGUCACACCAGGGAACCACCAUCCAAACACACUGCAAUGACAAGUACAAGGACAACCAUGUACGACACCACUACAUCAUCAUUAAGCUUUCUCUUUUUCCUUUUCCUUUUCCUUUUCCAGUAGUAGCCAAUUUCUCCUCUAGAUAACUAUACUAUAUACUAUUCAUCUAAUUUCCAAGAAAAUUCUCAAGAUAACUGUACAUAAUACAUAUAUACAAAUAAUACAAAGUCCAUUUACUAAAUUUGAAGAAUUGUACUUUGUUUUCUUCCCUUUGGGUUUAUCACAACCGACUGAAGAAAAAAGGAAGAUAAUUCCUUGCUUUUCAUCUUCACAUCAAGAUCCAUUCAUUCAUUACGUAACACAUACAUCCAUCCCCAUAACCCAUCUCUCGGUAUAUUUACAUAGUACAAUAUAAACUUGUUUUGUAUAUGUACAAGGAUAUAGGGGAGGAAAAAGAUUGAACUUUGGGAAGUGGGUGUUUUGUGUUUGUAUGUUUUGAUAAUGGAUCUAAGGAGAAAAGGGUGUUUGAUAUUGUUAUUGGUUUCAGUUUUGGAGGUGGCAGUGAAGGGAAAUAACAAUGUAGUGUUUAAUGUGAAGCAUAGAUAUGGUGGGCGUGGAGGGUCAAUCUUGAAUGAACUCAGAGCCCAUGAUAGUCACCGCCAUGGUAGAAUGCUUGCUGCCGUUGACUUCCCAUUGGGUGGCAAUGGCCAACCCACUGAUGCAGCGCUCUAUUACACUAAACUUACAAUUGGGACUCCUUCAAAGGACUAUCAUGUCCAGGUAGAUACUGGAAGUGACAUCUUAUGGGUGAAUUGUGCUGGUUGUGCGAGAUGUCCUUCAAAAAGCAGUCUUGGGAUAGACUUGAUGCUGUACGACUUAAAAGCCUCUGCCACUGGGAAAACCGUUUCUUGCGACCAAGACUUCUGCACUGCUAUGUUUAAUGCUCCCUACUCAGAGUGCAGGGUGGGCUCAGCCUGUGAAUAUCAGGUUACUUACGGAGAUGGAAGCUCAACUUCUGGAUACUUUGUAAAGGAUUACAUUCAUUUUGAUCAAGUCUCUGGGGAUCUUCAAACCACAUCCAUCAAUGGGUCCAUAGCAUUUGGGUGCUCAUCUAGUCAAUCAGGAGAGCUAGGGUCAUCUACUCAAGCGGUUGACGGAAUAAUUGGUUUUGGACAAGCAAACUCAUCUCUUAUUUCACAGCUAGCAGUAUCUGGGAAGGUGAAAAAAGUUUUUUCACAUUGUCUAGACGGUAGUAAUGGUGGUGGCAUAUUUGCUAUUGGACAAGUAGUUCAGCCAAAAGUAAAGUCAACACCACUAGUCCCAAAUGAGCCACAUUAUAAUGUUGUCAUGAAGGGAAUUGAGGUUAAUGGUGAACCUCUAAACAUCCCUACCACUAUCUUUGAUGCGGGAUCCAACAGAGGAACAAUAAUUGACAGCGGUACAACUUUAGCGUAUCUUCCUAACAAGGUCUAUAAUGCUCUCAUGAGCAAGUUGAUGGUUCGGCAGCCAGAUCUGACGACUCAUCUUGUUGACGAAAGCUUCCACUGCUUUUUCUUCAGUGGAAAGAUUGAUGAUGGUUUCCCAGUCGUAACCUUUCAGUUUGCUGAUUCUCUGUCUUUGAAAGUUUAUCCGCACGAUUAUCUUUUCCAAGUUAGCGACAACGAGUGGUGUAUUGGUUGGCAGGACAGCGGAAUGCAGACAAAGGAUGGAAAGGAAAUAACUUUGUUAGGAGAUCUUGUUUUAUCCAAUAAGCUCGUUCUUUAUGAUCUUGAAAACCAGAGUAUUGGCUGGACUGACUAUAACUGCUCUUCGAGCAUCAAAGUCAGAGAUGGAACUUCUGGAAAAGUGUAUACUGUGGGUUCUCACAAUAUUUCAUCAGCUUCUACGUUGAAUUCAAGAAUGUUUUUUACGUUCUUCGUAUUAGUAAUCUCCAUCCUAUGCAAUUUGUUGAAGUGAGAUACCAGAAAAAAAUAAACUGUACAGGGAGUCCUUGUUGUACCAUAACAUUCCGCGAUUUGAUGAUUCUUUGGAAUUACAAGCCCUCUUCUUCUUAUUCCUUCAACAUGAUUCUUGACAUUUACACGGAUACAAACAACACUGGUUUGGUGAAACUGAAGUUCUGCAGUUUCUCUCCUGUUCUAGCACACAUACGGACCGUCCGUCCUCAUAGAUGCUGUUGGUCUAAGUAUUUCUUUUCUUAUUCUGUUUCAUUUUAUUUCCCUGCCUGUUCUCUUCGGCCAUGAGAUAGAAGAUGCUGAUAGUGAAGGGAUGCAAGCAAAUGCUUGGUAGAAUAGUUAUUUUUUCUUUCUUGAUGUUAUUCAUGAGUUUAUUUCAGUAUUAAUGUAGAUUAAUUCCCCCUUUGUUUUGGUGAGAAUGCCAUGUUGUAUUUUUAAUUUAUGAGUGAUAAGAACUGUUUGUUUCAGCUCAGGCUGCAUUUCCUAAUUUAUGAAUGAUACACCGGAUUUGUUUGUA
Molecule: messenger RNA, 2552 nt
Organism: Capsicum annuum
Lineage: Eukaryota; Viridiplantae; Streptophyta; Magnoliopsida; Solanales; Solanaceae
Product: aspartic proteinase 36
Exons: 10
Coding region: 582-2036 (484 amino acids)
Biological process (GO): proteolysis
Molecular function (GO): aspartic-type endopeptidase activity
Source: RefSeq, a predicted model, not a curated record